This is a messenger RNA of Lynx canadensis (Canada lynx), 1484 nucleotides long. It is a transcript of the gene CNPY3, whose product is annotated as canopy FGF signaling regulator 3. The record is from RefSeq and is a predicted model, not a curated record. The transcript is spliced from 7 exons. Gene Ontology annotation, cellular component: endomembrane system. Lineage: Eukaryota; Metazoa; Chordata; Mammalia; Carnivora; Felidae. Gene Ontology annotation, molecular function: signaling receptor binding. Bases 130 to 1053 code for a protein of 307 amino acids.
GGGGGCUCCCUGUUGCCCUGGUUACGCCGAGGCACGUGUGCAGUCCCGGAAGCGGCUCCGGGAAGCUGCCCAGCGCGCGCAGUCGGAGGAAGCGCAGCCCGGUCCGCUGGGGUCGGGUCCGGCUGGGCCAUGGAGCCGUUGCCUGAGCCCGCGCCCCGGCCCGGACCCCGCUGUCUUCUCCUUCUCUCCCUGCUACUGUUGCUGCUGCUGCUACUGCCGGCCCCGGAGCUGGGCCCGAGCCAGGCGCAAGCCGAGGAGACCGACUGGGUUCGACUUCCCAGCAAAUGCGAAGUGUGUAAAUACGUUGCCGUGGAGCUGAAAUCAGCUUUUGAGGAAACCGGCAAGACCAAGGAGGUGAUCGACACAGGCUAUGGCAUCCUGGAUCGGAAGGCUUCCGGAGUCAAAUACACCAAGUCCAUUUCAGAGCCCCCAGACCAGAUGACCUAUCUUCCUUCCAGCUCUGACUUCCCUUUGCCCCUCUCGUGCUGCUGUCUCUGCAGGGACUUACGGUUAAUCGAAGUCACUGAGACCAUUUGCAAGAGGCUCCUGGACUAUAGCCUGCACAAGGAGAGGACCGGCAGCAACCGGUUUGCCAAGGGCAUGUCUGAGACCUUUGAGACACUGCACAACCUGGUCCACAAAGGGGUCAAGGUGGUGAUGGAUAUCCCCUAUGAGCUGUGGAAUGAGACCUCUGCAGAGGUGGCUGACCUUAAGAAGCAGUGCGACGUGUUGGUGGAAGAGUUUGAGGAGGUGAUCGAGGACUGGUACAGGAACCACCAGGAGGAAGACCUGACUCAGUUCCUCUGCGCCAACCACGUGCUGAAGGGCAAGGACACCAGUUGCCUCGCAGAGCAGUGGUCCGGCAAGAAGGGGGACACAGCUGCCCUGGGAGGGAAGAAGUCUAAAAAGAAGAGCGGCAAGGUCAAGGCCUCGGGCAGCGGCAGCAAACAGAGGAAGGAGCUAGGUGGCCUUGAAGAAGACCCCAGCCCCGAUGAGGAUGAGGGCAUCCAGAAGGCAUCCCCCCUUACACACAGCCCCCCGGAUGAGCUUUGAGCCUAACCCAGUGCCCCCUGUAUCGUGACCCCUGACCUGGAAGCUGAAGAAUCUGGGGCACAGCUCUGGCAGGCAGAUGGCUAUCCCUCUCCAAGCCCUCCCUGCCGUGCCGGCUUCCUGCCGGGAAAGACACAGGGCCAGGGAAGAGCUCAGAUCAGCUGCCGUCAGCCUACCGACCUCCUCCCUCUGCCAAGCGGCUGUCCUGACCCAGGCUUCAGGCAGGCCAUGCGAUUUCAUGCCUGCCAAGGACUCCAGUAUGAACUCCGGAGGGGCAGGUGUGGAGAGGGCACCCGGCCUUCACCUCCCCUCACUCCUUCCCAGCAGGGAAGCAAGACUACAGGCCUCCCCACCCCUGCUUAUCCCCUCCUGUGGACACCUUGCACUCUGCCCGGCCCUCCCCAGGGCUCACAGAGUAAAAACCUUUUGGCCUU